AUGAGUGGCAAUGCAGGAGAACCAAUGCACCAGCUACCGCCCGCCCGGCUUGUUCGAACGUCGCACACGGAGGAUGGCAAGUCCAUCAUUUCUUCGGACUCCGACAUGCCAUCAUUCAGUCCUUUUGGACCUCAGGGCAGCUCAUUCGCCGUAUUCGACGUCCGUAAUAGUAUCCCCGUCACCAACACCGACCCCAUCUCGUCAUUUAGCAACACGCUCCCCCGGUGCUCGCAAGGUGGUUCCGUCUUUUGCAUCACCGAUAUCAAGCCAGGUGGCCGUGCGCCCAUGCACCGCACGCAGAGCAUUGACUACUGCAUCGUUCUGUCGGGCGAGAUAGUCAUUCAACUGGACGGUGGGGAGCAGAGAACGGUUCGGUCUGGGGAGUUUAUCGUGCAGCAGGGCGUGAACCACCAGUGGAUCAACGAGGCGCAAGAAACAUGUCGGAUCGCUUUCGUCAUGUUGGGUGCACAGGAGAUUGUCCUCUCUGAUGGGUUGGCUCUCGAGGAGGCGGUUUUCCAGGGCCAGAAAUGA
Purpureocillium lilacinum is the source of this 531-nucleotide messenger RNA. RefSeq lists its product as uncharacterized. The record is from RefSeq and is a predicted model, not a curated record. NCBI's taxonomy places the organism in Eukaryota, Fungi, Ascomycota, Sordariomycetes, Hypocreales, Ophiocordycipitaceae.